CUCUGAUUGGUUUGUAAUUUCUGUGGAAACAGACCUAAUGUGAUUAUUAUUAGGUCACUCCUAUCCUAUAUAACUUAUGCUCACUUGAUCUUUUUAUAGUUAGUUUCGGUUUCCUCUGGGACCAAUAAUAUUGCUUUUUUGAUUUAAUUUCCAUUUUUUUUUAAAUUUGCUUCUUUUACAGACACAAUGGCCUCUCUUCAAAACUUUAUUGGAUAUUUGUUAGCUUCAAUAAUAAUUAUUAUUAUAGCUUUUGUCGCACAAGGAGAAGCCUAUAAUUUCUAUUACAUCACCGAAAACCAACGUGGAGAAAACUACUUUGGAAAAAAUGGGGCUCAGGAAAAUGUUUUGUCAAUUUCUGCAGCUUUUUUAAUAGUAUUUCAGAUUCUGAUCCACUUACUGCAUAUUUGAUUUUUACUAUAGCUUCCUAUAUAACUAAUCAACCUAACGGGACGAAAAUCGACACAAUAAAUACCUACCUAUUUAGUAUUUUUUAUUUUGUACCAAUAUGUAUUUGUAUAUACUUACAACUGGACAAAGUUCAAACUUCACACUCUGUAUUCGCUUCUGCCCAAUGGAGCAAAAACAACAUUGAGCCUCUAUCUUUGAACUCGCUCAAUAUCCAGAGACGACUUGCUGGCACCAAAAAUGAGGGGGAGGACCAGAUCCAGAUUAAAAUCGAUCCAUUUACUUGUUUUUUUUAAACAAACCCUAAAUAAAUUAUUUAUUGUAAAGAUGUUUUUUGUAUGAAUAUAAUAUUUUAUAUUAUAUAAUGAUAAAAAACUAGUUUUUUUUUUCUAGGUGUAAUAAGCUUCUCUAAGAAAAAGUAGCUUGUUUGGCAACGUGGCACGAUCAGCUAUUUGUUGAUGACUUUCCAUGUUCGCCACUUGCUCUAUAAUUUAAGUGAAUUAUAAAAUGCGCUUUAAUAAUAAAUAUAAUAAUUAUUGGAUUGUUAUUGUUGUUGCAUAAAUAAUAAUUAUCAAGCAAACAUA
Messenger RNA from Ceutorhynchus assimilis (cabbage seed weevil), 989 nucleotides. NCBI's taxonomy places the organism in Eukaryota, Metazoa, Arthropoda, Insecta, Coleoptera, Curculionidae. The record is from the annotation of a GenBank genome assembly.